Molecule: messenger RNA, 645 nt
Organism: Phragmites australis (common reed)
Lineage: Eukaryota; Viridiplantae; Streptophyta; Magnoliopsida; Poales; Poaceae
Exons: 2
Coding region: 1-645 (214 amino acids)
Source: RefSeq, a predicted model, not a curated record
AUGACAAUGUUCUCCUCGGAAUCGAGUGACAAAGAGGAUGAACUGCUUUUGCUUGUCACCAUCGAGGAGGAUCAUGCUGCAUCCGAGGGUCGGAGCCGACAGCGUGGCUCCGUCCCGGGCCAUGCGGUCAUAGACCGUGACCACAGCGAAGGUGCUGCUAGGCUGUACAGGGACUACUUCGCCAACAACCCUGUGUAUGACAUGGGGUACUACCUCGGCGACGGCAUUUACCCUGACUGGGCGACCAUAGUGAAGGCAAUUUCAGCACCAAGAGGCAACAAGAGCGUCCAUUUCUCUGCCAUGCAAGCUGCUGUCUGCAAGGAUGUUGAACGUGCAUUUGGUGUCUUGCAGUCGAGGUUUGCCAUAGUUCGCAGACCUGCUAGAGUUUGGGAUCAAAGCACACUGCAGAAUAUAAUGACAGCAUGUGUCAUUAUGCACAACAUGAUAAUUGAGGAUGAAAAUGGCGACGCUUCAACCGAGCAGGUGUUCGACUAUAUGGGGGAGACAACGACAGUGCAUCGAUAUCCAGACCAAGGAAUCUUGCAUUAUGUCGAAGCCACUCAAGCCAUCAGGAACCGUGCAAUGCACCACCAAUUGCGUGAAGACCUUGUUGAGCACCUCUGGAGUCUACAUGGAGCACAUUAG